Trichoderma reesei QM6a is the source of this 1574-nucleotide messenger RNA. RefSeq lists its product as uncharacterized. The coding region runs from base 186 to 1574 and encodes 462 amino acids. Gene Ontology annotation, molecular function: 2-(3-amino-3-carboxypropyl)histidine synthase activity. The record is from RefSeq and is a predicted model, not a curated record. NCBI's taxonomy places the organism in Eukaryota, Fungi, Ascomycota, Sordariomycetes, Hypocreales, Hypocreaceae. The transcript has 2 exons. Gene Ontology annotation, biological process: protein histidyl modification to diphthamide.
CCCGCAGCACCUGAACCAGGCUUACAAAUAGAUACCGACCUCGCAGCUUGCAUCUAUCCUACCUAGUCUGCAGACUCCCAAACGAGCGACAUCGAAAGAGGCUGCAGACGAGGGGCAGCGUGGGGCAAGAAGAGAUCAUAAUCGCAAGAGGAAGAGAGGAAGAAGAGAGCGGAGAUUGAUCAGAGAUGGAAGACGACAGGGCGCUCGUCGAUCUCGGCGCGGCGGCGGAUAUCGAAGAAGCGCGACUCGAAGUUCACACAACCGAAUCAGAAACUACAAAGAAUGAGACGCCGGCGACAACCACAACAACAAGACAGCCGAAGCGACGGUUCGUAGGAAGAAGAGCGGCAGAUGAGGCGGCAGCGGCAAAGGCAACGACGGAGCAGGGAGGCAGCGGCGCUGUUCAAGCUGCCAAACCCCGACGAGCGCCACGACUGCUCAACCGAGUCCCGCCAGAGAUAUCAGAAGACCCCAACCUCAAGGAAGCCAUUGCCCUCCUGCCAGCAAACUACAACUUCGAGAUCCCCAAGACGAUACACCGCGUGCGCGAGUCCGGCGCGCGCAAGGUGGCGCUGCAGAUGCCCGAGGGCCUCCUCCUCUUUGCGACGACCAUUUCGGACAUCAUCACGCAGUUCUGCCCGGGCGUCGAAACGCUCAUCAUGGGCGACGUGACGUAUGGUGCUUGCUGCAUAGAUGACUACACGGCGCGGGCGCUGGGGUGCGACCUGCUGGUGCACUAUGCGCAUAGCUGCUUGAUACCGGUAGACGUCACCAAGAUCAAGACCUUGUACGUCUUCGUCGACAUCAGCAUCGAUACAGCGCAUUUGAUAGCCUCGCUGGAGAGGAACUUCGCCAGUGGCAAGACUAUUGCCAUUGUCGGCACCAUUCAGUUCAACGCUACCAUCCACGGUGUGCGGAGCAGCCUCGAGGCGGCAGGCUUCAGCGUCGUUGUGCCGCAGAUUGGACCGCUCAGCAAGGGCGAGAUUCUGGGCUGCACGUCGCCUCGGCUGCGGGACGAAGACGGCGUCGACCUGAUUCUAUACCUUGGCGACGGACGCUUCCACCUCGAGAGCAUCAUGAUCCACAACCCGGCCAUUCCGGCCUACCGCUACGACCCGUACUCGCGCAAGCUGACGCGGGAGACGUACGGACACGAUGAAAUGCAGUCGGUGCGUCGCUCCGCCAUCCAGACCGCUCGAAAGGCACGGCGUUGGGGUCUCAUCUUGGGAUCUCUCGGCCGUCAGGGCAACCCGCACACGCUGGCUAUGAUUGAGCGCGAGCUGGCUGAGAGAGGCAUACCCAAGGUCGAUCUGCUGCUGAGCGAAAUCUUUCCCGGCAAGCUUGCCAUGAUGAGCGACGUCGAGUGCUGGGUCCAGGUUGCGUGCCCGCGUCUGAGCAUUGACUGGGGAUAUGCAUUCCCGAGGCCGCUGCUGACGCCUUACGAGGCGCUUGUAGCGCUGGAGAAGAGAGGUGGAUGGAGUAAGGAGGAGGGUGGUGAUGGUAUUUACCCGAUGGAUUAUUAUGGAAGGGAUGGGUUGGGGAGGACGAAGCCGCUGGAGGGAGUUGCGGCAUGA